Erigeron canadensis is the source of this 1125-nucleotide messenger RNA. Its product is annotated as protein ALP1-like. The transcript is spliced from 2 exons. The record is from RefSeq and is a predicted model, not a curated record. Lineage: Eukaryota; Viridiplantae; Streptophyta; Magnoliopsida; Asterales; Asteraceae. The coding region runs from base 1 to 1125 and encodes 374 amino acids.
AUGUCUGACGAUGAACUACCCGUGUAUAUAAUUCCUGAAUUCGCGUCAUCGUCGUCAUCGUCAUCGUCUUCUAGCAGCUUCGAGUUUUUGGCGUCUGUUGCUCUUGCAACCUUAGAAGAAGACACUACAUCUUCUUCUAGAUAUCGUAUGUCGAGGAGGUUGUUUUUGAAAAUCGUGGAAGAUAUCACUGCAACAUUUCCAUGGUUUCGGUCUUCGGCGAAUGCGACGGGUAUUAGAGGGUUCUCGGAGAUUCAAAAGUGCACGUGCGCGCUACGGCAACUCGCGUACGGCAACCUCGCCGACAACUAUGAUGAGGGGUUGUCGUUCUCUACUAGAACGGCUCGUGAGUGUCUAGACAACUUUUGCAUUGCCAUAAAGUAUCUUUAUGGUGAAGAGUAUUUGCGUUCUCCGACUAGCCACGAUGUUGCGCGUUUAUAUCAGGCGCAUGAAGCCCGGCAUCAUUUUCCUGGCAUGAUCGGUAGCAUCGACUGUACCCACUGGAGUUGGAGAAAUUGUCCAUCAAGUUUGCGUGGGCAAUACCACCGGGGUGAUCAUGAACACCCGACUAUCAUACUUGAGGCCGUUGCUUCCUAUGAUUUAUGGUUUUGGCAUGCGUAUUUUGGUGUUGCGGGCUCAAACAAUGACAACAACGUUUUGAAGCAAUCAUCAUUGUUUAUCCUCGAAGUGAAUGGGAAGUCUCCUGAGUACGGCUUUACCGUAAACGGGCACCGUUACGAUAGAGGAUACUAUCUAGGGGAUGGUAUUUACCAACCAUGGUCUUGUUUUCUGAAGGCGUAUGCAUACCCAGUCGCGAGAAAGGAGAAGAUAUUGAAGAAACUCCAAGAGUCUGCGAGAAAAGACGUUGAGCGAGCAUUCGGGCUUCUGAAGAACAAGUGGGCUAUCAUCGAACGACCGGCACGGAUGAGGGACAAAGAAAAUAUCGCCAACGCGAUGUAUGCGUGUGUUAUUUUACAUAACAUGAUACUCAAGGACGACGGCAACGCGAUAUCAUGGUGUACAUCAGGGAUCAUCCUAACGAUAUUCGUGCUACCGACCCUAAUUUUCUCCAUCGCUUACGUAACGAAGAGACGCAUUACAUGUUACGUCGUGAUAUUACGGAGGUAG